Molecule: messenger RNA, 1680 nt
Organism: Armigeres subalbatus
Lineage: Eukaryota; Metazoa; Arthropoda; Insecta; Diptera; Culicidae
Gene: Cyp4c3
Product: cytochrome P450 4c3
Exons: 4
Molecular function (GO): heme binding; oxidoreductase activity, acting on paired donors, with incorporation or reduction of molecular oxygen; monooxygenase activity
Source: RefSeq, a predicted model, not a curated record
UUACCAGAAAUCUUCAACCGCAUCAUUUCGAUUCGCAAGCUCUACGGCCGACAGCAAGGAUUCAGCCGAGCGUGGAACGGCCCCAUGCCGUACGUGAUGAUCUCCAAAGCCAGUGCAGUGGAGCCCAUUCUCGGCAGUCCACGACACAUCGAAAAAAGUCACGACUACGAAUUCCUGAAACCAUGGCUUGGCACCGGCCUACUCACCAGCCAGGGCAAAAAGUGGCAUCCCCGAAGAAAAAUUCUAACGCCUGCUUUCCACUUCAAAAUCCUCGAUGACUUCGUGGACAUCUUCCAGGAGCAGAGUGCCGUGCUGGUUCAACGCCUGGAGCAGGAACUGGGCAACGAAGAGGGGUUCAACUGUUUUCCGUAUGUGACCCUGUGCGCCCUGGAUGUCGUUUGCGAAACUGCGAUGGGACGCCUCAUACACGCUCAGAAGAACUCCGACUCGGAAUAUGUAAAAGCUGUUUAUCAAAUCGGCGCUAUCGUUCAGAAUCGCCAGCAGAAGAUCUGGCUGCAGCCAGAUUUCAUUUUCAAGCGUACCGAAGACUACCGGAACCACCAGCGAUGCCUGUCAAUCUUGCAUGAGUUCUCCAACCGGGUGAUCCGAGAGCGCAAGGAAGAGAUCCAGAGGCAGAAGCUUACCAACAACAACUACAAGUCGGCAGAGGCAGCAACUAGUGUCGACGGAAACAACAACGCCGAAGAGUUCGGUCGCAAAAAGCGGUUGGCAUUCUUGGAUCUGUUAAUCGAAGCAUCGCAGGAUGGAACCGUCCUCUCCAACGAGGACAUUCGCGAAGAGGUGGACACGUUCAUGUUCGAAGGUCACGACACAACGUCGGCAGCCAUCUCGUGGAUCUUGCUGUUGCUGGGUGCGGAACCAGCGAUCCAGGAUCGCAUCGUCGAAGAGAUCGAUCAUAUCAUGGGCGGCGAUCGGGAUCGGUUCCCCACGAUGAAGGAGCUGAACGACAUGAAGUACCUGGAGUGUUGCAUCAAGGAAGGCCUCCGGCUGUACCCGAGUGUUCCGUUGAUUGCCCGCAAGCUGGUCGAGGACGUCCAGAUCGAGGACUACACCAUCCCUGCCGGCACGACAGCGAUGAUUGUGGUCUACCAGCUGCAUCGGGACCCGGCCGUUUUCCCCAAUCCGGAUAGGUUCAACCCGGACCACUUUUUGCCGGAGAAUUGCCGCGGACGGCACCCGUACGCGUACAUCCCGUUCAGCGCCGGUCCACGGAACUGUAUUGGGCAGAAGUUUGCCGUGCUAGAGGAGAAAUCGAUUAUUUCGGCAGUGCUGCGGAAGUACCGGAUCGAGGCGGUAGACCGGCGGGAAAAUUUGACGCUGCUGGGUGAGCUUAUUCUGCGGCCCAAGGAUGGCUUACGGAUAAAGAUCAGUCGGCGGGAGUGAACACAUUGCGUUCGAGAGUAUCAUUCUUUAUUUGUUUUUUUUCUUAUUAAGGUUUUUAAUUUUAGGCUCUAUACGUUUUGUGUUUUCAUGACAUAAUGUUCAUUGAGUUUGUAUAUUUUGAUUAUGAAUAAUAAUGGUGAUAAUGACGGAUGAAAGAGAGAGUGGAAGGAAGAAAGCAGCGUUGCGGUUGAAAGUGUUGUUUGGAUUAUAUUCGCUGCUACAGUUCGUACCACACCGAAAUAAAACUAUUCAGUGCAAUAAAACUUCAUAAAACAA